AUGGACGACCAUUGCUAUAUAAUGCCUGGAGAAUUUGGACUUUUAGUCCAAGGAAUUCUUGCAGCUAGUUCAAUAUCAAUUUUAAUAGCAAAAUAUAUAUUUGAAAAACCAAGACGAACAUUAUUAAAUUUUUUCGAAGAUGUUGCUUUAUUAUUACUUGGAAAUACAAUAAUUCAUUUUUUUAAUAUCUUUUUUAGUAUGUAUAUUUUUCAUUGUAAGAUCUUGAAAUAUUUAUUUAAAAUAGAUAUGGAUGAAUGUUCUGUAUAUUUCACUCAAGUUAUUUUAGAUGGAACUAUUGGAUUAUAUUUGCAAGCCACCCUACUUGAUAUUUUUAAAGUUACGAAAUAUUUUAAAUUUAGUUUUUUUCAUAAUAAAUGUAAAUCAAUUGUUCGUAAAAAAAACAACAAUUUACCUCGCUAUCCUUCAUUUGAUUUAAAUAAUAAUAGUAAUGAUAAGCAAUCAACCGAUGACUUAGCUUAUAAUAAUAAUGACACUAUAAGUACUAGCCCAAACAAUGACAAAACAACCAAUGAUGAUUAUACUACUAAUAUAAAUCGUAACAACAUCGAAUUACCAGAUUUAAAUUCAAACUCAACAAAUCUCAAUUGUGACGAUGACAUAAACAGAAUCCACACAUCCAUAGGCUAUAAUAAUAAUGAAAAUUUUCAAAACAAAAAUAAAUUAAUGCCAUAUAAUACAGAAUUAGCAAACAAAGAAAUAUGUAUUAAUGUAGAUGGAAAUAAUAAUUUAAAAAAUGAUGAGAUAUAUAUGAUUAAUAAAACAAAAAAAGAUCAUUCAAUUAAUUUAAUUGAUAACGUAAUUUUAUGGUUAUCUGUAAUUUUAUCAGCAAAAUUUAUUGUAGUUUUUGUUUUUGUAUUAACAUCACCUAUCUCUCAUAUAUUUACUCUUUAUACUAUAUCAUAUAUUACAGAUAUAAGAUAUAGACUUGUAGCUAUAAUGGUUAUUAUACCGUUUUUCUAUAAUUUUGUAUUAUAUUAUAUUUCCGAUAUUAUAAUUAAAAAAAAAAGUGUAAUAAAAUGA
Molecule: messenger RNA, 1041 nt
Organism: Plasmodium vinckei vinckei
Lineage: Eukaryota; Apicomplexa; Aconoidasida; Haemosporida; Plasmodiidae
Product: conserved Plasmodium protein, unknown function
Exons: 1
Coding region: 1-1041 (346 amino acids)
Cellular component (GO): membrane
Source: RefSeq, a predicted model, not a curated record